UUCCGUCCUCGUUUUCCAUGAGCAAAAGGCGUAUUGUGCCUUCCCGACGUGGCAACCUUGUCCAGCAACGAUGUAAACAUUGCAAGAGCAUAGGAGGCAAUGGUGAGCUAAGGUACCGCGAGGCUAACCAACGUUCAUGUGCUCAGUGUUGGGUCAAAUCCAGCCGGACUUGUAGUCCUCCCUCCUUCAUGACAUGAAAAUGUCAGCGUCAUUGACCAUGAAUGGCUUGCGACUCGUAACAUUUCAGGUCAUUUCCAUCUGACCCCUCUGUGACCUCUCCGAUGACGACAAGGUGACCGAUGGACCGCUGCACGUUGGGAGCGAGAUGAUGAACGACAAACUAGUCUUCUUGGGGCUGCUGUACUUUGUCCAAGGCAUCCCCUACGGCCUCCAGUCCUCCCUGCUUCCCGUCUACCUGCGCGGAGCGGGCCAUUCCCUGACACGCAUCGGCUUCACCAAGAUCCUCUAUUUCCCAUGGGUGCUCAAGGUCCUUUGGGCCCCUUUGGUGGACAGGAUGGGCACCAAGCGGCGUUGGCUGGUGGCAACGGUGUCUGGACUGGCGCUGACCUGUCUCGGCAGUUCCGCUUUGGCUCCAGAGAUGCACAUCUGGGGAGUUGCAGCAACCCUGCUCGCCAUGAAUACCCUGGCCUCCGUUCAAGACAUUGCAGUCGACGGCGCGGCGGUGGGGCUGUUGAAAGGUCGCGGGGAGCUCGGACUGGGCAACACAGCCCAGGUCGUGGGCUACAAAGCCGGCUCGGUGUUCGCGGGAGGCGGGCUGCUGGCUGUCAUCGACGUCGCCGGGUGGAGCUGGAUGUUCACGCUGCUCGCGUUCGUGUACGCAGGCGUGGCCUUGUUUGUGUGGGGGGCCCCCGUGUUGGACGAUGAGCCCGCGAGGGGCCAGCAGGCAGAUGGCAGCAGAAGAGGAGGACAGGCAGUCGACGGUUUCAUGCCUUGGAGACUGUGGAGGAAGCUGCUGGCUGUCCCGGGGACCCCUUGGACAGUCCUCUAUGUGCUCACAUACAAAUUGGGCGAGCAGGGUGCAGUCACCAUGUUUCCCUUGUUUCUGUUGGAUCACCACAUGAGCGCCAGGGAGCUGGGCUUCUGGAACGGCGUCAUCGCCAUGGGCUUCUCCAUCUGCGGCUCGUCACUGGGAGGCUUGCUGCUCGCUCAGUUCAGCAUCGGUGCUCUGAUGCGACGUGUUUUUGUCUUGCGAACCAUCAGCAUGGUCUUCCAGAGCUCCUUACUCACUGUGCUGGAACCGUCGCCGCUCAUGAAAGGUAUGGCCGUCUUGAGUAUGAGCGUUCAGCACUUCCUGGGCGGUCUGAUCACCACGCUCACCUUCACCACCAUGAUGCAUUGCACGCAGAGGGCCGAGGAGAGCAUUCAGGCAACUCACUACAGUUUCCUGGCCACUCUGGAAGUGUUGGGCAAGCUGACGUUCAGCGCUCUGGCCGGGGGCGUGGUGGACUGGUUCGGUUUCCAAGUGGCCUUCCUGUUCUUCCUCACCCUCUCUGCCGGAACAGCUCUGCACGUGUGGACGGCGACUUUUACCGGUGCUCUCAGGGAGCACCAAAUCAAAGAGCAGCCCAAAUGAAUAUCCAGACCUGGGCUGUAUUUUGAUGUUAGGCGGCGAGUCCACACGGACCCAGGUACUGUAUUUCUACACCUUGUGUCAAAAAGAUGCAUGUCCACGCAAAAGAAGUAAAAUAGUGCCAGAGUGCCAAAAAAGCACAUUGCUUGUAUGCCUGUGUUUGUGUGGACAUUACAAGGAGCAUGGAAUGUCUUAAAAUAACCUUAGAUUAUCUGUUAGCAUUCAAACAACCAUAAAUAUUAAAUAGAUGCUUUAUAUCGUUAUGUCUAAAAAAAAAAAAAGAAAAAAAAAGAAAAUAUAUACCGGGAGAUAUCAGGUGUGCUGAAACUUUUAACAAGCCAGCCCGCUUGUGAUGAGGGUGAUGGUACCGUGUUGGGGGUGCCAUGUAGUCCAGAUCCAGCAAAUUUAAAGAGUUUUUCAUCACUUUGUCUAUUUCAGUGUUCAGUAUUCAAUACGAAGCAAUAUCACAAAUCCUCGCCGGGAUUCUCAUUGUAUGUACUCUACAUGGAUAUAUUUAAUUGUCAUUGUAGUUACGUUUUACAAUUUCAAGCGGGAAGCACGAGUCUCCUACCUCGUUUCAGCAACGUAUGGUACGACGCACAAAAUGUGAACUCUGUUGACCGUAUUUUGGCCUCAAGUCGCGGACGCACAAUAUGAAUCGGCACCUGAAUUUUGUACAGUGAAGUUGCCGAAAAGGAGCAUUGCUUUUAGAAGAGUUUAGCAAUCCUGCCGCUGCAUCAUUUUUGAUCGUGUAGCAACGCUCGGCCUUUCGUGCUGCCUGGUGCCAACGUGUCUCAGUUUUGGGACGGAAAGAAAUCAAACUUGACAAGAAACUGCAAUAAGUCCUCUCUUUGAAACUUGAAAGAUCAAUGGCACACACAUGAUUUCUAUUUGUCUGUAUUUACU
Messenger RNA from Syngnathoides biaculeatus (alligator pipefish), 2497 nucleotides. It is a transcript of the gene slc33a2, whose product is annotated as major facilitator superfamily domain containing 3. Bases 326 to 1594 code for a protein of 422 amino acids. Gene Ontology annotation, cellular component: membrane. The transcript has 6 exons. The record is from RefSeq and is a predicted model, not a curated record. Lineage: Eukaryota; Metazoa; Chordata; Actinopteri; Syngnathiformes; Syngnathidae. Gene Ontology annotation, biological process: transmembrane transport. Gene Ontology annotation, molecular function: transmembrane transporter activity.